Galeopterus variegatus (Sunda flying lemur) is the source of this 942-nucleotide messenger RNA. Its product is annotated as olfactory receptor 52E8-like. Gene Ontology annotation, cellular component: membrane. Gene Ontology annotation, biological process: G protein-coupled receptor signaling pathway. The record is from RefSeq and is a predicted model, not a curated record. The transcript has a single exon. Bases 1 to 942 code for a protein of 313 amino acids. NCBI's taxonomy places the organism in Eukaryota, Metazoa, Chordata, Mammalia, Dermoptera, Cynocephalidae. Gene Ontology annotation, molecular function: G protein-coupled receptor activity; olfactory receptor activity.
AUGUUCCCAGCCAAUAGCUCAUGUAUUCAUCCCAAAUCCUUCCUGCUGUUGGGAAUCCCAGGACUGGAAAAUAUGCAGCUGUGGCUUGGCUUCCCAUUUGGUACAGUGUAUCUGAUUGCCCUCCUGGGGAAUGUCAUCACCCUCUUUGUCAUCCAGAUUGAGCGCAGCCUUCACCAGCCCAUGUUCUACUUAUUGGCUAUGUUGGCUCUGACUGACUUGGGUCUGUCCACUGCAACCAUCCCUAAAAUGCUGGGCAUAUUCUGGUUUGGCUUCAGUGAGAUUGCCUUUGGGGGCUGUUUAGCUCAAAUGUUCUUCAUACACCUGUUUACAGGCAUUGAAACGUUCAUGCUCGUAGCCAUGGCUUUUGAUCGCUACAUUGCCAUUUGCCACCCUCUCCGAUACAACACAAUCCUCACGAACAAAACAAUUUGUGCUAUUGCUGCAGUAGGAAUGUUGAAAAAUUUUAUUUUGGUUUUUCCACUUGUAUUCCUCAUUCUAAGGCUUUCAUUCUGUGGACGUAAUAUUUUAUCUCAUACCUAUUGUGAACACAUGGGUCUUGCCCGUCUGGCCUGUGUCAGCAUAAAGAUCAAUAUAUUAUUUGGAUUAAUCCUUAUCUCUAUGAUACUCUUGGAUGUUAUUUUCAUUGCUGUCUCCUAUGUGAAGAUUCUCCAUGCCGUCUUCAAACUUCCAUCUUGGGAGGCCAGGCUCAAGGCUCUUAAUACCUGUGGUUCUCACGUGUGUGUUAUCUUAGCUUUCUUCACUCCAGCCUUUUUCUCCUUUAUGACUCAUCGGUUUGGCCACAGUAUUCCACGUUAUAUCCAUAUCCUUCUGGCUAAUUUAUAUGUGAUCAUCCCUCCUGCUCUUAACCCUCUAAUUUACAGGGUAAGAACCAAGCUAAUCCGAGAUCGUGUGGUGAUGAUCUUCCUUUUUAAGGAAAUUUGA